AUGCCACUGACCUUGCUCUCCCUCGUCUUCUUUCCAUCUCAGGAGUCUCAAGCAUUUCAAGCAUCGCAAGCAUCGCAAGCGUCUCAAGCAUCUCAAUCAUCUCAAUCAUCUAUCAGACAUAGAACUUCUGCGGUCAUGGGGAAAUUCCCUGCGGCCAUCAUCGUCGCCAGACAUGGCGCUCGCUUGGAUGUAGCGGACAAGAAUUGGCAUCUCACUUCACCUACCCCCUAUGACCCUCCCCUCUCCUAUGGCGGUUGGCUACAGUCGCGGGCUCUGGGGGCUCGCAUCAUCGAGGCUAUCCAGUCUUUGGACGACUCACCAGACUCCACAACACAAGGAGAUAACAGUGUCAAGUCGCCUUCCGACCGUCUACAAAAGCCAAAACCGAAGCGCAGAAUCAUCAUUCACACAUCUCCCUUCACUCGAUGUCUACAGACAGCCAUCGCGGUCAGCUCAGGGAUCUGUCAGAAUUCGGGCGAGCCAGAGUUCAACCAGCUAUCGAAGGUUCCCGGCUUAGUUCAGUCAAAUUCGGAUUCCGCCUUGACCCCAGGUCCCAUUACAUCAAGCGACCAUCGAUGUCUGCUACGGGUGGAUGCCUUCCUUGGAGAAUGGCUUUGCCCUAGAUACUUUGACGAGAUUAUCCCGCCGCCAAACUCGGAUCGCAUGAUUACUGCUGCAAAGCUCGAGCUGCUGCGUCGCGAACAUAAUUUCGUUCCCGAGGCGGACAUCGUCCCCAGACCCUCCGCUGGCUUUUUCCCUGGUGGCUGGGGAAGUGCAUCUACUCCGGUUUCUCCCGCCAAUGAUGUGACAGCGAAGUUAAAGACGGAGGCCCCACCCAGUACACGUCAGACGCAGGCACAAAGGUCCCGCGCUGGCAGCUGUGACACGUUCAGCGCUGCUGAAACGACUCGCGGACGGCGGCUGCUCAGCAAGAUCAACACAAACCUUCCCUCCAUUCCGGAUGCCGCCUACGUGCCUCCAACGCCCAGCUAUGCGAUUUCCCCGUCGGACCCCAUUCCAGCUGGGUAUGUAACGCAUGCUCGGGACGCCUGCGUGAAGAUCGAUUUCCAAUGGGACAGUAUGCACGGGGAGCAGAACUGGGGUGAUGGAGGCCAGUACGGCGAAGAAUGGAGUACGAUGCAUACGCGGUUCAGCACCGGGCUCGACCGCAUGAUUGCGUGGUAUCGAGACUACGAGUCAACUUCUUCCGGUCGGCCUCGACGACAUUCUCAGAUGCUCGACAGUUCUGGCGAGGCCAGUUCCCGUAAUGAAUCGGAUGACGAUACGGAGACGAUUUUGGUCCUCAUUACGCACGGGGCGGGUUGCAAUGCACUGGUCUCAGCGCUGUCCGGGGAGCAAUCCCAAGUAAAUUUCGGCACUGCAUCUCUCACCUUGGCGGUCCGCAAUGAUCACAUGCCCGAAAUGGUUCAAGAUAAUACUAUUGGCGGACCAGUUCAGACGAAGGGGGCCAACGAGCCAGCCAGCGUGGAGAAUUAUGCCAUGAAAAUGGUGGCUUCAACCGAGCAUCUCCGCAUCGCUGGCAGCACGUCACGUGUCUCUUCUCCGAGCCAGGUGACCUCCCCCUCAAUCUCGUCCUACCGGAACCGCCUAGCAAACCGCCCAUCCAUGUCACAAGGCAUGUUCAUCAUCGGACCCUCGUCGACAUCUGGCCCCGGCACUGUUCCUUGGAAUGCCGAGCGACCCUCUACGGCUGUCACUCCUAGGACCCCCGGGCUUUGGGGGUCCAGCGCCGCCGAUGGCCCAGAGGACGAUAUCGUGCCCAACUUUGGCUGGCCUGCCCCGGCGCCAUCGGUGCCUGGGGAAAGCUCGCUGCCGGCCAAGGUGGAGGAGCCGACCUCUGCCAAACAAGUGCCACAGCGAACGCUCUCCCAGCGCGGACUUUGGGGGAGCGCACCGCUCAGCAAGGACCGUGAAGCAGGACACAAGCGUCGCUGGACUGUGACUGAACGACGGCCAUGA
Messenger RNA from Aspergillus niger, 1980 nucleotides. RefSeq lists its product as uncharacterized. The record is from RefSeq and is a predicted model, not a curated record. Bases 1 to 1980 code for a protein of 659 amino acids. The transcript is spliced from 3 exons. NCBI's taxonomy places the organism in Eukaryota, Fungi, Ascomycota, Eurotiomycetes, Eurotiales, Aspergillaceae.